Sclerotinia sclerotiorum 1980 UF-70 is the source of this 735-nucleotide messenger RNA. RefSeq lists its product as hypothetical. The transcript has 2 exons. Lineage: Eukaryota; Fungi; Ascomycota; Leotiomycetes; Helotiales; Sclerotiniaceae. The record is from RefSeq and is a predicted model, not a curated record. The coding region runs from base 1 to 735 and encodes 244 amino acids. Gene Ontology annotation, cellular component: membrane; endomembrane system.
AUGGGUUCUAUUUCUGCCGCCAACAAGCUCACUUCACGCCAUCCUCUUCAACGCCUCCCUUCCCCAUCUCCAACAAUCUCAGCUCUCAUCCAUCUCAUUGGACUUACUUCCUUCUUUCUAUCCUAUAAAUACCUCUUCGACUUUCCAACAUUCGUUAACUCUUCCUAUGGCUGGCACUUCCAAUAUCUCACCAUCAUUGGUCUUACUCUAGCGUUUCUUACUUUUGUUUUCGGUCUCCUCUCCGACAUCACUCUCUCCUCAAAACUUUUCCUGAUCAAAAACUCUCUCUCAUUAUGCUCCGCCCCUCUCGAAGUUUUGAUAUCUGUUUUUUAUUGGGGAAUUUCGGCUAUUGAUAAGAAGCUUUUGAUGCCUCCCGAGAUUGUUAUUAGCCCAUACGCUGAUGUGGGGUUUCAUGCUAUGCCAGCUAUCUUGCUGACCAUUGAUCUCCUGUUUUUGAGUCCGCCAUGGACUAUCAAUGCACUGCCUGCUAUGGGCCUUUCAUCGACUUUAGCAGUUGCAUAUUGGGCUUGGGUGGAACAGUGUCAUAAGUAUAAUGGAUUUUACCCAUACCCAUUAUUCGGACAACUUGACACAAUACAAAGAGUUAUUUUAUUUACUAGCGCUGCAUUGACAAUGACUGGAAGUACGGCAAUGCUUAAGUGGCUUUAUGGAAGAGUUAAUGGUUUGCAGGGUGCUCAAUAUAGGAGCACACCUAACAAUAUCAAGGGAGAAUAG